Molecule: messenger RNA, 1600 nt
Organism: Eutrema salsugineum
Lineage: Eukaryota; Viridiplantae; Streptophyta; Magnoliopsida; Brassicales; Brassicaceae
Product: probable WRKY transcription factor 14
Exons: 3
Coding region: 224-1516 (430 amino acids)
Biological process (GO): regulation of DNA-templated transcription
Cellular component (GO): nucleus
Molecular function (GO): transcription cis-regulatory region binding; DNA-binding transcription factor activity
Source: RefSeq, a predicted model, not a curated record
UCAUCAUCAACCUUCCUUCUUCUUCUUCUUCUUCUUCCUCUUCUCAAUCAUUUCUCAAGAAAAUCACAAAUUUUCGCAAGAGAAUACUCACAAGCACGACGCUAGAAUCAUAAUCUCCUCUUCGAUUCGUCAUGAUUUUAUUUUCUUGAUUUUGCGAUCAGAUUCUUUCGUAUAGUUUGUAUAUAUUAUACACCAAUUAUACACUCAUCAUCAUACAUAGAUUAUGUGCAGCGUCUUUGAGCUUCUUGAGAUGGACAACUUUCAAGGAGACUUAACCGACGUCGUACGAGGAAUCGGAGGCCACGUGUUGUCGCCGGAACUUCCUCCUCCUCCGAGCAUAUGGCCUCUUCCACCACCAUCUCCGUCAGAUCUUCAUAUAAACCCCUUCGGAGAUCCCUUUGUGAGCAUGACCGAUCCUCUCCUCCAAGAACUCAACGCCGUCACAAACUCCGGCUAUUUCUCCCCUGCCGGAGAUAACAACAACAGCAACAACAGUUUCUUGGUUCCUAAGGUAUUGGAAGAGGAUCAUAUAAAGAGUCAAUGCAGUAUCUUCCCAAGAAUCCGGAUCUCGCAUAGUAAUAUCAUCCACGAUUCCUCUCCGUGUAAUUCGCCGGCCAUGUCGGCUCACGUUGUCGCCGCCGCAGCUGCCGCCUCGCCGAGGGGGAUCAUCAACGUCGACACAAACAGUCCUAGGAACUGUCUAUUGGUAGAUGGUAACACGUUCUCGUCUCAGAUUCAGAUAUCUUCCCCUCGGAAUCUAGGCCUUAAGAGAAGGAAGAGCCAGGCAAAGAAGGUGGUGUGUAUACCGGCGCCGGCUGCAAUGAACAGCCGGUCAAGCGGAGAAGUGGUUCCGUCUGAUCUAUGGGCUUGGCGUAAGUACGGUCAAAAACCCAUCAAAGGCUCUCCUUUUCCAAGGGGUUACUAUAGAUGCAGCAGCUCAAAAGGUUGUUCAGCAAGAAAGCAAGUCGAGAGAAGCCGAACCGAUCCAAACAUGUUGGUCAUUACAUAUACUUCCGAACAUAACCAUCCUUGGCCUAUCCAACGCAACGCUCUCGCCGGUUCCACACGCUCCUCCUCCUCCUCCUCUUCCCCUAACCCUAAUUCCUCCAAAUCCUCAGUCGCAAACGCAAACGUAAACGCAAACGCAACCGCUUCAUCUAGUUGCUCCCAAAACAACCCUCACUUGCCUUCCUCAUCGACCACUCCUCCUCCUCUUUCAGCCUCCGCCGUCAAGGAUGAACAUCAAGAAGACGAUAUGGAGUUGGAAAAUGUAGAAGACGAUGAAGAUAAUCAGAUUGCUCCUUAUAGACCGGAGCUUCAUCAUCAGCACAACCAGCCAGAUGAUUUCUUCGCAGAUCUUGAAGAGCUAGAAGGAGAUUCUCUUAGCAUGUUGCUUUCUCAAGGCUGCUCCGGCGACCGGAACAAUAAAACGACGGCGUCGGACGGGAUCAGCGAUUUCUUCGGUUGGUCGGGAGAAAAUAAUAAUAACGACGACCAGGACUCAAGGUCGUUAUAGAUAGUGUUAACUACAGAAUAAAAACUUUAAUUUAUAAUAAAGUUGGGUUAAUGAGCUGGUUACUUGAGCGACCGUAAAAUGUGU